This is a messenger RNA of Glycine soja, 1341 nucleotides long. Its product is annotated as ethylene-responsive transcription factor ERF036-like. The transcript has a single exon. The record is from RefSeq and is a predicted model, not a curated record. Bases 68 to 823 code for a protein of 251 amino acids. Lineage: Eukaryota; Viridiplantae; Streptophyta; Magnoliopsida; Fabales; Fabaceae. Gene Ontology annotation, biological process: regulation of DNA-templated transcription. Gene Ontology annotation, molecular function: DNA binding; DNA-binding transcription factor activity.
AUUUCACUACAAAAAGACUACGCCAUAUGAUUGUGUUCCUCAUUCCUCCUCCUCCUCUAUUAUAUGUAUGUGCCUGGGGCUCCAAGAAACCAAAAACAUUCCCACCAUUCUUAACUUCACUCACUUACAAAUCACAAUGACACAACAAGCAACAACCUCUUCCGAAACAACAACUUCCUCUUCUUCUUCUUCUUCCUCCUCCUCCUCCACAUUUUCACCCUCGCAGCAUUCGGGCCCAAAGGCCCAGGCCCAGAAACAGAGCAAGAGGCCCAGGGACUGCAGCAAGCACCCGGUGUACCACGGCGUGCGGAAGCGCAACUGGGGCAAAUGGGUGUCCGAAAUCCGCGAGCCACGCAAGAAGUCCCGAAUCUGGCUCGGAACAUUCGCCACUCCUGAAAUGGCGGCGCGAGCCCACGACGUGGCGGCUCUCACCAUCAAGGGCGAGUCAGCAAUCCUCAAUUUCCCCGAAAUUGCGGACCUGCUCCCCAGGCCCGUCACGUGCGCUCCACGUGACAUCCAGGCUGCGGCCACGGCCGCGGCCUCCAUGGUUAAAUUCGACCCCGUGACGCAAUCCUCGGACUCGGAGACUCCGGAGUCUUCGGAGCUGAGCGAGAUUGUUGAACUUCCCAACAUUGAAGACAGCAGCUUUGACUCCGUUGACUCCAGACCGGAGUUCGUGUUGGUCGAUGUUGUUGACGGUUGGGUGUUUCCGCCAAUGGGAAUGGGGUCAGAGGGAAUCGAGAUCUGUGCCGCUUUUUCUGAUGAGUUGUUUCCGCAACAGAGUUUUGUUGAUGAGAUAGAGAUACUACCCAUUUGGGAUUGAAUGGUGAGUGGGUGCGUCUUUGGUUUUUUUACUAAAUUAGACUUGGCUUAAUUUGGGAUCACCAUCAUAUGCUCUCAAGUCUCAAAUUGAAUUCGCUCUUCACUUCCAAACAUGUGGGAUUGGCAAAUAGCAUUAAUGGGUGUUUGGCUAUAUUUGCUGUCAGUGGUCCAAGGGUACUUAAAUUUACUCUACUAUGUCAGUGUGCACUAUAUUUUUCACACUUACUUCUAGUUAGUUAGUAUUUAGCAAGUUUUAUUGUCUUCAACUUCAAUCCCUUUCUUCCUUCUAAAGAGUAGCUAGCUUCCUCUGUUUUAUACAAGUAGAAACAGAAUAUGUGAAUGCCAAAUAAAUUUUUACCACAUUACCUCUAUAUAUAACCAUAGUGUUCUUUAAGAAUGUUUCCACAUUUUCAUACUACAUCUUUGCUGUAAAAAUUCUCCUACAACUGCAACCUCUCUUACUUCCUAUGUAUGAUACUGUUUACAUUUUUGGAUAAAAUUUGACAGUGUUUACUCUAC